AUGCAAUAUUUUCGCCGAUUUUCAUUAAUUCGAUCAACAUUUCGUUUUAUAUCCUCAGUAACCGUAGAUGUAAAUUCAUCAACGACUCAACAUGAAUUGAAUGAAAUCAAUAAAUUAAUGAGAACCUACAACACUACGGAAACACCUAUACGUACAGUUGCUUUGUUCGAAUGGAUGUUAAAUAUAAUAAAUAUCAAACCGGAUUUUAAUUGUUAUUUAAAUAUAAUCCGUGCCUGUGGUGAAUUAGAUAAUAUAAAUGUUUGUAAAAAAAUUCAGCAAUUUAUUGAAAACGACCGAACAUUACAAAUCAACGAGUAUCAUCAACUGCAAAUCAAACUUAUUUACAUGUAUGCGAAAAUAAGGAAUAUCGAACAAGCAGAAAAAAUAUUUCAAAGAGCUAAAUCCGCAAAAGGCAUUCCGAUAGAUAUUAGUCUGUUUGGUACUAUGUUCAAAGGUUACAAUAUGAAUGGGCAACCAAGCAAAACAGUUGAAUUAUACGAAAAUGAAAUAUUAAAUAACAAAACAAUCGAACUCGAUGCUAUAGCGGCAACAUGUGUACUAACUGCAUGUAGUGAUUGUCAACGAUUGGACAUUGGAGAAUACAUACACGAUGAAGUUCUAAGACUCGAUCUACUCAAUCCACCAAAUCUUCGAUUAGCAACUUCUAUCAUGAAUAUGUAUUGCAAUUGUGGUUCGAUCGAUCGUGCUCAAGAAAUAUUUAAUCAAUCGCUUCCCAUAGUUGAUCGUAUCGCUUAUUCAUCAUUAAUGAAAACAUAUCUGUCAAUAAAUCAGCCUGUUCAAGUUCUUCGUCUAUUCGAACAAUCGAAAUCAUCAUCGAUAAGAUCUGAUCCAGUUCUUUAUUUAAAUGUUAUUAAUGCAUCUAAUCAAUUAGGUCUUAUGCAUCAAGCAGAAUAUAUUCAUCGUUUGAUUCCAUCGCAUAUGAUCGAAAAUAAUCUUCUAUUAAUAAGAGGUUUAAUUGAUAUGCAUUCAAAUUGCUUACAUUUAACUGAAGCACAUCGAUUAUUUAAUUUGCUUGAACAAAAAGAUAAUAAUUCAUUGGCAAGUUUAUUGCAUGGCUAUGCAAUAAAUGGGCAUGGACAACAAGCAUUGAAUUUAUUUGAAAAAGUUAAAUCUGAAUUAAUAUUUAAUGAACAAGUUUAUAAAGAGAUUCUGCGUGCUUGUGCAUUUACCGGUGAUCUAGUCGAUGAAGCACGGGGAAUAUACCAAACAAUACCAGAUACCUAUAAAACAUCACAAGUUGCUGCUGCAAUGGUUUCAAUACUUGCUCGUGCUUCACUUUUUGACCAAGUAGAAUCGUUUAUUCAUCAAAAUAAGCCAAGAUUACAGAAAGCCUAUCAUCUUUGGUCUGCAGUUUUCAUGGUAUGUUAUCACGCGAAAAAUGUUGAAUAUGCAAAAUCAAUCUAUGAUGAAAUUAUUGACGAUCCUCUUCUAUCAUUACUUUUUGCGGACAUGACAAAUUCCUUGCCAUCGAAUGAAAUUAUUAACUAUUUUCGGCAGGAAAAGCCAGGAAUAUGUUGGACAGAAAUUAAACAUGAUGAUAAAUCUAAUUAUAUUAUACAUGAAUUUCAAGACAAUCCACUUUCGGAGAAUUCUGAAUUGAAUAUUGUGAUAAAUGAAUUAAAAUCAGUUGAUGUGCAUUGGAAAACAUUUGAAAAUGAUCUUAAAGAAUUAUUCUGUGGACAUACAGCUACUCGUUUGGCUAUAGUAAAAAAUCUGAUAUCAACUCCACCGAACACAACUAUUCGAUUGGCAAAAACAAAAUCAACAUGUCAUCUGUGUCAUGAAGGAAUAAAGCAGCUGAGUCUACUUAAAAAACGUGAUAUUAUUUUGAGAGAUAAUAUUCGUGUGCAUCAUUUUCACAAUGGAAAAUGUUCAUGUCGUGAUCAAUUUUAA
This is a messenger RNA of Rotaria socialis, 1914 nucleotides long. The record is from the annotation of a GenBank genome assembly. NCBI's taxonomy places the organism in Eukaryota, Metazoa, Rotifera, Eurotatoria, Philodinida, Philodinidae.